AGGGAAUCCGACCCGGCUUGGAUCGGGCGCGAAAGUGAUACUCGGGGCAUUGUCAUGGAAAUGCCUCGUCCGGUGAGAUCACAACAACGACUUCAACGAUGAGCCAAGCCCUCGACGGAGAAGUCGAAGACGAGUUCUUUCACGACUCCCUUGACCGCCUCCUCUCUUCCGCCAACACUUCUUGUUCCGCCUCCACGUCCCCCUCCGACGACGACGAUCCGAUUCCCCGUCUGGGCUCCCCCAACACCGCCUGCCCCGACCCGUUUCAUCUCCCCGGGUUCCCAUUCUCCAACAACACCUACGAUGUCUGGAUCUCCCGCCCCUCCUCCGUCCAUGAACGCCGCCUCCGCCUCCUCCGCCUCCUCGGUCUCAGCUCGUACCCCUCCCUUCUAUGCCACCGGACUUCAUCCUCAGCCACCCACAACUGCAAUGCCGGCUGCGACACUGGGAUUUUCGGUAGAUCCGCAUCGUCGGAUCAGUUCAAAUGGCCCACUCGAGUCGGUGAAGAAGGUUUUUCUAUCACUGAUAAUAAUAAUCAUACCGAUUCUAAUUCAGCAUGUCAUAUCAAAUGUAUUACUGUGUCAGGGACUGUCCGAUCGAGGUCGGACGCUUGUUGUAAUUCUCUUAGUGAUUCUCCUUGUUCUUCCUCAUCUGUUGUUCAUCAAAAUAGUGAAAUUAUUUCUGUUGAUUCAGUCCACUCAUCAUCAACACCUGUCAACUCGGCCAAUGUUGGUGGAAGUAUAUCUGUGAAUAAUUCUCAAACCUGUAGUACAAGUGCCAGUAAAGUUGAUCGAUUGAGGAACUGCAAUGAUUCGCUGCAAACCAAUUUCGUUUCCCCCUACAAGCCCCCCAUGGCUAAGUAUAAAAGCGGGUCAUGGCAGAGUGGGAGCUCUGAUGGGGUUGUUCACAGAGCUGAUGAGUCUGUUUGUACUAUAAAGGAUCUUAAUAAUGGGAAGGAGUUUGUGGUGAAUGAGGUGAGAGAGGAUGGAAUGUGGAACAAGCUUAAGGAAGUAGGUACUGGAAGGCAACUGACCAUGGAAGAAUUUGAGAUGUGUGUUGGGACUUCGCCUAUUGUUCAAGAACUGAUGAGAAGACAGAAUGUGGAAGACAGGAAUAAGGACUGCUUGGAUACCAAUCCAAACGACAGUUGUGGUGGUAGUGGCCCUAAAUCAAAGAAGAAGGGAGGGUGGUUCAAGAGCAUUAGGAAUGUCGCAAACUCCAUGACUGGUCAUAAGGAUCGCAGGAGUGGUGACGAGAGGGACACAUCAUCGGAAAAGGGUGGAAGGAGGUCAAGCUCUGCAACUGAUGAUAGUCAAGAUGCAUCUUUUCAUGGGCCUGAGAGAGUCCGGGUCCGACAUUAUGGGAAGUAUUGUAAAGAAUUUUCAGCUCUCUACAAAACUCAGGAGAUUCAGGCACAUAGUGGUUCCAUUUGGAGCAUUAAGUUCAGUUUGGAUGGGAGGUAUCUCGCGAGUGCUGGUGAGGAUUGUGCCAUACAUGUCUGGCAGGUUACAGAAAGGAAAGGUGACCUGCUGCUGGAUAAACCUGAUGAUGGGAGUUUGAAUAUUCUUUUACUUGCUAAUGGGUUGUCUGAGUCAAAUUCUGCAUUCUUGAAUUUGGAUGGCUACACGGGGAAAAGGAGAAGAGGGAAAUCCUCUAUGAACCGAAAAUCAGUGAGCUUUGACCAUGUUUAUGUGCCAGAGACUGUAUUUGCACUGUCUGAAAGACCGAUAUGUUCCCUUCAUGGACAUGCCGAUGCCGUGUUAGACCUCUCCUGGUCUAAAUCUCAGUGUUUGCUCUCAUCUUCAAUGGACAAAACAGUACGCCUCUGGGAUUUAUCCAGCAAGUCUUGUUUAAAGAUCUUCUCACACAGUGACUAUGGCAAGUGCAUGAGCAUGAUGUUCUAAUUUUCUGUGUUUGAUCUCUCUUGGUUUUCUUUUCUUAGGUAACUUGCAUCCAGUUUAACCCUGUUGAUGAUAGAUAUUUCAUCAGUGGGUCCCUGGAUGCUAAAGUUCGUAUUUGGAGCAUUCCUGACCGGCAUGUUGUUGAUUGGAAUGAUCUGCAUGAGAUGGUUACUGCUGCAUGCUACACGCCUGAUGGUCAGGGUGCACUGGUUGGUUCAUAUAAGGGGAGUUGCCAUUUGUAUGACACAUCAGAGAAUAAGUUGCAACAGAAGGGACAAAUUUAUCUGCAGAAUAAGAAGAAAAAAUCUCAUCAAAAGAAAAUCACAGGUUUUGAGUUUGUCCCUGGAAGUACAUCAAGAGUGCUUGUGACAUCUGCAGAUUCUCGAAUUCGGGUUAUUGAAGGUGUUGAUCUGGUUCAAAAGUUUAAAGGGUUUCGCAAUUCACGUAGCCAAAUAUCUGCCUCUCUUUCUAGUGAUGGAAGGUAUGUUGUAUGUGCCAGUGAGGACUCUUAUGUAUAUGUCUGGAAACACGAAGACGAUUCCCGGCCCGGUCGGAUUAAAGGGGUUACUGUCACGCAGUGUUAUGAACAGUUCCAUUGUCAAGAUGUUUCUGUGGCUAUUCCUUGGCCUGGAACACUGAAAUCUCAAGACAAUACCAAGUCUCCUCCAGAACACAGUGGCUCGUUUGAUCAAACGGAUGAGGUCUCUACUGCAAAUCACCACCCGACAUCGCCUGUUGAAGAGGCCAUCACAUGUGGAAAUGAACACUCACGAUCGCUGUCACAUGGAACAAUAUCUAGUGCCACGGACAACUACUUCUUCGAUAGAAUAUCCGCAGCGUGGCCCCAGGAAAAAGUCGUUCCAACUGCCACUAAUAUUGACUUAUCCAAUGGGUUUAAUCAGACCAAGCCUGCCGGGUUGGGUUUGGUCAUUGUGACUGCAGGUGCCCGGGGUGAAAUCAGAACUUUCCAGAAUUUUGGAAUCCCAAUACGGAUUUAGUUUUUUGGGGAAGGAGCUUCUGAUUGGAUAACAUUUGUACAGAUCCAUGAGAUUUGUAAUAUUAGUCAGGUAUUAUCCCCAUCCCCCUCCCUGUACCAGUUGGAUGAUUGGACUUGGGAAUUAGACAAUCACGUCUGCAUGACUAGGCGUUAAAGAGUAGCAAUAAUAUAUACACUUCGGUAUAUACUUAUACUAUAAAUAUAUAUAUACAUACAAAGGGAAGAAAAUCCUUGAUUCAAUGUAAGUGGGUAAAUGUAAGGUAUACAGUUGUGUAGAAGUGAUUGGCUUUCUGUAAUGACCAGUUGUAGAUUUGAUGAUCAUAUCAUUUUUUUGAAAUUAACAAAUUUCUC
Messenger RNA from Cuscuta europaea, 3249 nucleotides. The record is from the annotation of a GenBank genome assembly. NCBI's taxonomy places the organism in Eukaryota, Viridiplantae, Streptophyta, Magnoliopsida, Solanales, Convolvulaceae.